ACUCCAUUUAUUCACUCCUUUCAAAUCCAAUCUUCAGUCACUAGUUACAACCUCUACAGUAUAAAGUCGAAUAAAUAUUCUAUUUUCAUUUUUGCGUUCAAACAGCGUUACCAUGGCUAAUUUCUCCGAGUUUCAACCGUUGAACGAGACCACACUCAUCGAAUACAUAAAAUCCAUCCCUUCACUUUCAUCCAAACUCGCCAACAAUUUCUCCGACAUAACCGUUAAAGAAGUCGGCGAUGGCAACCUCAAUUUCGUCUUCAUUGUUUCCAACUCCUCCGGUUCUCUCGUCAUCAAACAGGCUCUGCCGUAUGUUCGUUGCAUAGGAGAAUCAUGGCCGAUGACGAAAGAGAGAGCUUAUUUUGAGUCGUUGGCGUUGAAAGAGGAGGGUAAACUGUGUCCGGAACAUGUGCCGGAAGUUUAUCAUUUUGAUCGUGUUAUGUCUUUGAUUGGUAUGCGUUAUUUGGAGCCACCGCAUAUAAUUCUCAGAAAAGGGUUGAUUGCUGGUGUUGAGUACCCUUUGUUAUCUCAACACAUUUCUGAUUUCAUGGCAAAUACACUCUUCUUUACUUCUCUGCUUUUCCGUUCUACUACUGAGCAUAAACGGGACGUUGCUGAAUUUUGCGGGAAUGUGGAGUUAUGCAGGCUCACCGAGCAGGUUGUUUUUUCUGACCCAUAUAAAGUUUCUGAAUAUAAUCGCUGGACUUCCCCUGAUCUUGAUCGUGAUGCUGAGGCUGUUCGGGAAGACAAUCUACUGAAGCUUGAAGUUGCUGAGCUGAAAGCAAAGUUCUGUGAGAGGGCUCAGGCACUAAUACAUGGAGAUCUACACACUGGUUCAGUGAUGGUUACUCCUGAAUCAACUCAAGUUAUUGAUCCGGAAUUUGGGUUUUAUGGACCAAUGGGUUUUGACAUUGGAGCAUACCUGGGAAACUUAAUUCUGGCUUACUUUUCUCAAGACGGACAUGCUGAUCAAGCAAACGAUCGAAAAGGAUAUAAGGAAUGGAUUCUUAAGUCAAUUGAAGACACUUGGAAUCUUUUCCACGAUAAAUUCACUGGACUUUGGGAAAAGCAUAGAAAUGGUGCUGGCGAGGCUUAUCUUCCAGCAAUCUAUAACAAUCCUGAGGUUCAGCUGCUUGUACAGAAGAAAUACAUGACAGAUUUGUUUCAUGACAGUCUUGGAUUUGGUGCUGCCAAAAUGAUAAGGAGAAUUGUUGGCGUGGCACACAUUGAGGAUCUUGAAUCUAUUGCUGAUGCUGGUAAACGAGCAACCUGUGAACGGCGGGCACUUAAUUUAGCUAAGAUGAUUCUCAAAGAAAGAAGAAAAUUCGAGAGCAUUUCUGAAAUUGUCUCCGCAAUUCAGCAAUUUUAGGUGUGACAAGGUUUUGCUAUAUCAACACCUUUACCAUCAUCAGUUAUCUGCUUUCCGGUAUAGCAUUCUUAGAUUUUGAUCAAUGAGUACUACUUGUUAUUUGUUUCCGUGUCAAGUUAUGUAUAGUGAAUAAAUUUUCCAGUUUCUUCUCCAUGGGAGGCUGGGAAAUUGUACUGGUAGCAUAACACUUUCUACGUUGUGUACACAUGAAAUGUAUUGUUCAGGAAUUUUGUGUGAUUAUCUAAGGUUCCAUUCGAAGUUCUUUUAA
Messenger RNA from Lathyrus oleraceus (garden pea), 1637 nucleotides. RefSeq names its product methylthioribose kinase. The record is from RefSeq and is a predicted model, not a curated record. Gene Ontology annotation, molecular function: S-methyl-5-thioribose kinase activity. The coding region runs from base 113 to 1369 and encodes 418 amino acids. NCBI's taxonomy places the organism in Eukaryota, Viridiplantae, Streptophyta, Magnoliopsida, Fabales, Fabaceae. The transcript has 6 exons.